AUGUCGAAGGCUUCAGGAUCUGAGGAUGAGCCGCUGGUGCCCGAAGAUUUUGAUGAUGAUUUCUUCAGGGAACUCUGCGAGAAGAUGCCUGAGGCAACUAAGGCGCUACGACAGAAGGACACUCCCAACAAUGCGGACAAUGUGCAACGUCUGCUCAUCUGCGGCACCCGAUACAAGAAUGAUUUACGCAUGGAGGAAGGAAGAUCGCAGGAGUUGAGAGAACAGAUCGCGACACUCGAGAGUCGCUUAGAAAAUGAGGCGCGAUUAAGCAAGUUGGACUUGGCAACCAUUGAGGAACUGCGUGGUGUUAUAGAGGGUGCUUGGAAGCAGAAGGAUGCGGCACAGAUACGCGAGCAGACGGCACAGGACGAAGGAUUGAGGUUGCGAGAGAAACUAGAAUCCGCGGAGCAGAUGGUGACACAUCUGAAGGAGAAAGGCAUAGCCAUGAGCAACAAGAGGGAUGAUAGCAAGGAAUGCGAAAGGCUUAAUGGUGAAAUUAAAGAUCUAAAUAAACGACUUCAGCUUCAGCGCGUCUACACGGCCGAAGUGGAGGCCACCAUCCAGACACUGGAGGGCAAGAACAAGGAGUUGCUUAAGCUCCUAGAUGAAACCUCCAACGAUGCAUGCAACUUGAAACGGAAAUGCGAUGCUCUCGCCAAGGAGCUGAGCACAAUGAAGAGCGAGGAGACCAAGUAUCUGGAGCAAAUAGCGCACAUCAAAUCCCAAAACGAGCAUCUAACCAAGGUGAAAGUGCGUCAGAAUCUGCAAAUUCUCUCGCUGAAGACAAACAUGGAGCAUCUCAACACCCUGCACAAUAGCACCUGCAAUAAGCUGGCCAAGAUUACAGUCGAUCUGGAGUACACGGUGCAGGAACGGGACAAAAACAAGCGUGCGCUAACACAGCGCAUUAAUCUUCUAAAAGUACGCGAAGAUGAGCUCAUCAAGCAGCGCCAGGAAGCCGCAAAGUUGGCCAAGUCUCAGGAGACCAUUGCACGCAAAUACGGCGGCCUGGAGAUGUCCAAACAAGAAGUGGAGCAGGAAAAUAUGCGACUAAAAACACAGUUGGGCACACAGGACAAGGAGUUGGAGUCUAUGCGACGCGUGGUGCAUCAUUUCGAGAAGAACAACGAGAAUCUGACCAAGGAGAGGGAUGUCCUUAAGCGGGAUCUGCAAAGCGAGCAUCAAACCGCCGAGCAGUGCAGCGCAUUGUAUCAGGAGUCGCAGCAUGAGGUGCGUGCUCUCAAAGAUAUUAUCAGUGGAAUGGAUCUGAAAGUGAAAAAACAACUGGAGGACAUCAAGAAGCACAAAAAGGAGAAGUCCAAAAAGCUGGACGAGAUUCAGCACUGGAUUGACAAAGUCGACCUGCUGCAAAAUGAAAUUCACCUCAAGGAGAACUACGAAAUCGAGUUGAAGCGCACGAUAAGCGAUCUGGAGACCAAAUGCUUAAAGUUUCAACAACAGCACGAUCUUUUGACGAAUGAGCGUCAAAGCUUGCAGAGAUCUGUUCAAGCUGCUGACGAGGAUCGUCAAAAGCUGCGAGAUCAGUUGGCCAAUCUGCAGGCACAGAUCGAAACGCUGAAGGGCAAGAUUACUUAUCGGGAUGGAGAGCUGAGCAAAUUGCAACUGCAAAUCGAUCGCAUGGAGAAAGAGCGUCGUCUCCUGCGCAACGAUGUGCGCCAUGCUCAGUUGGGUCAGCAGCACACCAAGGCGGAGCUGUUGGACAAACGCAAGGAGAACGAUCGUCAUGCCAAGUCGCUGCAGGAGGAUGAGCAGCGUUUGGCUCGAUUGCGCAAGGAUGUCGACAAUCUCAUGAAUGAGAAGAACUCGAUUAAUGCGGCGUUGACCAAACGCAACGAGGAGUACGCACGUCUUCAGCACAAUUUGGAGAAUUUACAGACAGCCUACGAUCAAACGGAACGUCAGUGUUCCCAGUGCCAGGACGACAUGCGUUUGAUGGCCGUGGAGAUUAAGAAUUUACGCACUGAACGCAAUGUACUACGUGCUGAUCGUGAAAGUGCCGCCGAUCUUCGCCAGGAGCUACUACAAAUGCAACGUCUUCUCAACCAGGAACGCAUCAAGGCACGUGCCCUGCAGGAUGAACUGAUGACACCCAUGAAUAUCCAUCGCUGGCGACUCUUACGCGGCAAGGAUCCUGAAAAAAUGGACCUCCUCGAACGCAUUCACAUUCUGCGCAAACACCUCCUGGGACAGAAUGUGGCUGCCUUGGAGCAGGAACGUGCCCUCAACGAGGCCCAACAACUCUACGCGGCCUUGAAGGAGUUUAUGUUGAAGCUGCCCAGUCACAAGGUGCAAGCGGAGCUGAACACGAUCAAGGCCAGUUUAUCCGCAAAGGAUCGCAAGCUGAAGGUUCUCAUGGCCGAGCUGAGUGCCAGGGAGGCUGACGACAAGUCCAAGGCAAUGAAGCUGGAAGAGAUGCGGGGCAGCCUGGCACAAACCAAGACGCAGCUGCUGGAGGAGAAGCGACGCAAGCAGAAGCUGUUGGAGGAGCGUCAGCUUCUGGAGCAGAUGCAGGCACAUUGCUACUCAGCUCCUGCACAGCUUCCUCGCACUUUGGGCGCCGGCUUCAAGAUGGUCAGCACGCUGCUUUAGAUAUACAUCCUCAUUUCAUCUGUAUAUACUCACUGACUAUAAUAAAAAGGCGACUAUUC
Messenger RNA from Drosophila innubila, 2669 nucleotides. RefSeq names its product cilia- and flagella-associated protein 58. The coding region runs from base 1 to 2610 and encodes 869 amino acids. The transcript is spliced from 7 exons. Gene Ontology annotation, cellular component: cytoskeleton. The record is from RefSeq and is a predicted model, not a curated record. NCBI's taxonomy places the organism in Eukaryota, Metazoa, Arthropoda, Insecta, Diptera, Drosophilidae.